Naegleria gruberi is the source of this 1965-nucleotide messenger RNA. RefSeq names its product transcription factor. Gene Ontology annotation, molecular function: RNA polymerase III type 3 promoter sequence-specific DNA binding; TBP-class protein binding; RNA polymerase III general transcription initiation factor activity. Gene Ontology annotation, biological process: DNA-templated transcription initiation; transcription preinitiation complex assembly; transcription by RNA polymerase III. Bases 1 to 1965 code for a protein of 654 amino acids. The transcript has a single exon. The record is from RefSeq and is a predicted model, not a curated record. NCBI's taxonomy places the organism in Eukaryota, Heterolobosea, Eutetramitea, Acrasida, Naegleriidae. Gene Ontology annotation, cellular component: transcription preinitiation complex; transcription factor TFIIIB complex; nucleus.
AUGCCGGAAAUUUGGUGCAGCACUUGCAAAGCACACGUAAAUCCAGAACAAACAACAGAAGGAUUAUAUUGUGGAGAAUGUGGAGAAGAAUUAGGUAGUCAUUUUGAAGAAACUGUAGAGUUUAACGAAAAUCAUACUAUGGUUGGCAGAUUUGUUUCGUCCGAGAGAGCAAUGGCUAGUGCAGCUACAGCACUUGCUGGAGUGCCACAAUUUUCCUAUGAUGAGAAUGGUAAUUUAAUAUUUACUUCUGCAGUUCCUCAGGCUGGGAAUACUGAAAAGCCAAUGACAGAAAGUAGACUUCAAACUAUUGAAAAAGCAAAAAGAAGAAUAAGUGUAAUUGCACUUUUAAUGAAAAUACCAAACCAUUAUGUUGACCGAGCGACAAAUACUUACAAAUUAGCUCUUUUGAAAGGAUCUACAAAAGCAAGAAAUCCUGAUAUUGUAGCAGCAGCUUGUUUAUAUUUUGUUUUACGUCAAGACAAACAACCAUACAUGUUAAUGGAUUUUUCUGAAUCUAUGAAAACAGAUGUAUUUUUAAUAGGUCAUUGUUUUUUAGAUUUAAUGACUGCUCUCAAUUUUAAAUUACCAGCAGUUGAACCUUUCUUUUAUGUGAGACGUUUUGCAAAUAGGUUAUUAUUGAACUCUGGAAAAGAAAAUGCAAAUCAAGAAGCAAUUAAUAGAGUAAUCCAAACAACUUUGAAAUUAAUUGCCAGUAUGAAAAGAAAUUGGAUUCAAACAGGAAGAAGACCUGCUGGUAUUUGUGCUGCAGCACUUUUAGUAGCAGCUAGAAUACAUGGAUUUAAAAAUAUUUCAAAACAAGAUGUUGUAAAAGUUGUAAAGAUAUGUACAGCUACUUUAACAAAACGUUUAAUGGAGUUUGAUAAAACAGAAACAGCUCAACUUUCUCCUGAAGAGUUUGAAAGAAGAGAACAAGAAAUUAAUAAUGGUAGUUUUCAGGGAACAAUAGACGUUUCAGAUCCUCCUGCAUAUUCUCGUUCACUUAAGGAAAAAUCUAAACUUAUGGAAAGAUAUGAACCUGAACAAAAGGAUUUAGAAAGAGGAACAGAUGUUAAUGAUCAAGAUGUUGAAGAAGCAGAAAAACUUAUUCAAGACAAGGAAAUUGAAGAAAUAUCAACAGAACUAGAAAAAGGGGAUCAAUUAGCAAGAGCGCAAAGAUUACAAGAAUCCCAAUCAAAACCAAUACCGGAUACUACUUUACCUUCUUCAUCUCUUCCUUCAGCUAGUCAAGAUGUUAGACAAACUCAAAUCAAGAGUUCUGAAUUUGAAGAUGAUGAAUCUAUUUCAUAUGAAGAAAGUAAUAAUCACUCAAAAAUUUCCAUAGAAAAUCAAACAGAACAACAAAAUCAAAUAGAAGAAGACGAGGAAGAAGAAAUUGAUACAUUAUCUGAUUUUGAGGAUGAUUCCGAAAUUGAAGAAAUUGUUAUUACUGAAGAAUCAGAAAUAGAAGGAAGAGAAAAACUUUGGGAUGAAUUGCAUUUGGAAUAUCUACAAGCCAUGGAAGAAAAUAGAAAAGAAAGGGAAGAAAGAAAAAAGAGAGGUGGUGGAAGGAGAAAAAGAAAUAAUACGAAUGUGGAUGCAUCUUCUUCAGUUUUUAAUAUGGGAGGAUUAAUUUAUGGAGCUAGCAAUUCAAAUCAACCUGAAACACAUGCAGUUUUUAGAAGUGCAUCUGAGGCCUCUGCUAAUUUACUAAGAGCUAAAAUAGCAAGAAAUUUGGUUUCUAAAUCUCUUUUUGAUGAAGAUGAACUUUUAAGUGAUACAAUGACAAUACCACAAUCUAAUGCUGAUGUUGACAAUAAUUUAUUAGGAAAACGAAAACCAUUAUCUAUUCAAGAGAAGAAUAGAUAUGAAUACAAGAAUGAUGAAGAGUAUGAAGAUGAUUUUGUGGAUGACUUUGAAGGUGAUUAUGAAAAACAGCCCAAGAAAUUCAAGUUUAAAAAAAAAUAA